Molecule: messenger RNA, 511 nt
Organism: Penicilliopsis zonata CBS 506.65
Lineage: Eukaryota; Fungi; Ascomycota; Eurotiomycetes; Eurotiales; Aspergillaceae
Exons: 2
Coding region: 80-511 (143 amino acids)
Biological process (GO): negative regulation of apoptotic process; protein stabilization
Source: RefSeq, a predicted model, not a curated record
UUCCAUUCACCAGGGAGCUUCAAGGAUAGUCAUUUGAAGAAAAUAUCUCACUAACUGAUAACUAUACAAAGCUUUCAAGAUGUCGGAUCCCAUCUCCUCUGCGUCCGCCGACCCUGACACCCUCCCCACCAACGCUGAGGACCGCAAGGCCGCCGCCGCCCUCUCAGCCCUGAACACCAACGACAUCGGCGCCGAUGCUGACGCCUCUUCUGCGGCGAAGCCUCCCUCCUCGGCGGACCAGGAAGCGCUCGGCAAAGCCAUGAGUCGGUUGGAGAUUGCGGCGGGGGGCGCGCAGGCGGGGAACCGGACAGGCAAGACGCAGCAGAAGCAGGUGGUGGAUCAGGGGGCGAAGAAGAAACCAGUCAAGGUGUCCACGGAGGAUGUCAAUUUAUUGGUUGAUCAGUUGGAUCUGAGUAAAAUCAAAGCGACCGAGUUGUUGAAGGCGAACGAGGGAGACAUCAAGCAGGCGAUAAGGUCAUUUAUUGCACCGGCUAUCAUUAAUGCUUCUUGA